Molecule: messenger RNA, 1242 nt
Organism: Penicillium nucicola
Lineage: Eukaryota; Fungi; Ascomycota; Eurotiomycetes; Eurotiales; Aspergillaceae
Product: sphingolipid delta(4)-desaturase family protein
Exons: 4
Coding region: 1-1242 (413 amino acids)
Biological process (GO): ceramide biosynthetic process
Cellular component (GO): membrane
Molecular function (GO): sphingolipid delta-4 desaturase activity
Source: RefSeq, a predicted model, not a curated record
AUGUCUGCGGUUGAAACAGCAACGCCGCACCUCCGGGUCUCGGCAAAGACGUCCAAAACAGAGCCCGCCUCCGCACGAAUCCAGGCACCCGAGGCCCUGGUCGACGACCACUUCUUCUGGACAUACACCGAAGAGCCGCAUCGCUCAAGACGGCAGGCAAUUAUCAAGGCCCAUCCGGAGGUCACCAAGCUAUGUGGCCCCGAGCCUCUCACCAAAUGGGUCGUCUUCGGCGUUGUCUCCCUGCAAGUGAUCUGCGCCAUCCUUCUCCGCAACACCUCCAUGCUCGACUGGCGCUUCCUGGCCACGGCCUACGUGAUCGGGGCAACUUGCAACCAGAACCUGUUCCUCGCCAUCCAUGAGAUCUCCCACAAUCUGGCUUUCCGUUCGCCCAUGGCCAACCGCCUGCUAGCCAUCUUCGCAAACUUCCCCAUCGGAGUACCAUACAGUGCUGCCUUCAGACCUUACCACCUGACCCACCACAAAUCCCUCGGCGUAACAGGCCUAGACACAGAUCUCCCAACAGCAGUCGAAGCAUUCUUCCUAAACUCCCUCCUAGGAAAGACCUUCUUCUGCACCUUCCAGAUCCUCUUCUACGCCGUCCGCCCCAUGUUCAUCUACAGCCCCCCAUUCACCUACAUCCACCUGCUGAACCUAGUCGUGCAACUGAGCUUCGACUAUGCCCUAUCAAAGCUCUGCGGCUCCAUCCAGCCAGUGUUGUACUUGAUCAUGAGCUCGUUCCUCGCUGGUUCCCUGCACCCCUGUGCCGGCCACUUCAUCGCUGAGCACUACUUCUUCUCGAACGUCAAGAACGGCGACGAAGGAGAAGGCCGCUCCCCACCCGCUGGAUUCGCUUCCUCCCCCGAGACUUACUCUUACUAUGGCCCGCUCAAUAUUCUGACUUACAAUGUCGGUUUGCAUAAUGAGCAUCAUGAUUUCCCGGCUAUUCCUUGGACGAAGUUGCAUAAGUUGCAUGAGAUUGCGAGUGAUUUCUAUGAGCCCCUCCCUUGCCAUCGAAGCUGGGUUUGGGUUAUUUGGACCUUUAUCUUGGAUAAGAAUGUUGGUCCUUGGUGCCGGGUGAAGCGUGCGCAGGGUGGUCGUAUUGUUGGUGGUGGCAAGAAGAACGAUGAUGAUUCUGCUACUUCCAAGGUUACUGGUCGUGGUGGUGAAGGGAUCUCUGCCGCGUCGGCGGGCCCGGCUGGUGAGGAGGGCGAUGGGUGGAAGGAAAGUGAGAUUCAGUGCUAG